Molecule: messenger RNA, 312 nt
Organism: Staurois parvus
Lineage: Eukaryota; Metazoa; Chordata; Amphibia; Anura; Ranidae
Source: the annotation of a GenBank genome assembly
UCUUCAUCAUGUGUAGCUUUGUCACUAUGUGGAGGCCUUGCAGACUCAUGGAAAAUUCCUGAAGACCGGUUCCAGAAAUACAAGAUCUCAUAUUCCGAUUUCUGCAAAAACCCUUCACUGAUAGACAACCCAAGACUGGUGCUUCAGAUAAACAAUAAGUAUUACAACUGGGCAACAGCUGCCCCUCUUGUGUUAUGUAUGCAAGCCUUCAAUCAAGAACUACCCCAGGGAGUCAUUGAUCAGUUGACUCAGCAGAGAAUGCCUCCUCAAAGUCGGGGAUGGUGGUUUUCUUGGAGAAGGAGAAGUUUGCCC